AUGAAAUUCAUGGGUGUCCCUCCUCCCUGGCGCACCUCGCUCCAGUCCCUCCCUGGCCCCUCCUUGGCCUUCCGUCACCCCUCCUCUUUCCGUGGCCCCUCUUUAGCCCGCUUGUUGAGUGCCAACAUGGCUCGGUGGGAGCGGUGGGCGCCGGAGGAAGUGGCCUUCAAGCUGCAACAGUUGGCCACUACGGCUGCCGCAUCUGGGUGCAACUACUUUUCGGGGCUUGGCCUCACCUUCUUGCUGCCCACGCCCAUGGAGAUAGAUGUGUUGCAUUUGUUGUCUCUUCCCUGA
Cryptococcus wingfieldii CBS 7118 is the source of this 294-nucleotide messenger RNA. RefSeq lists its product as hypothetical. The transcript has 2 exons. Bases 1 to 294 code for a protein of 97 amino acids. Lineage: Eukaryota; Fungi; Basidiomycota; Tremellomycetes; Tremellales; Cryptococcaceae. The record is from RefSeq and is a predicted model, not a curated record.